ACCUGAGCCUUAAAGUAUUCAUACCCUUUCGGUAGCUAUGACAACCUUCAUCUCUCUCAGCCAAUCAAAAGCUCAAUUUUCCAUCCAUCAAACACGUUUUACGCCAUCUUGAAAUUACUCUCGCAGUUUGUCAAGUCUCCUUUAAAUAAAGCCAAACUGUGUUUUUAUUGCCACAGUUUGUGCGAUAUGAACGGUUCUCGAAACAAACCGUCACAGUCAUUUAGUAAGAAGCAGGCGGACGGAGAUAGCAGUUUGGAGAGGAACCACAGGGACAGAAAGUCUGGAGGAGGAAUGCUGAAGAAACUGAAGUCGAGGCGCAGCCAAACGGAUAAGUGGCCUAUUGUAACAGAGAAUGAACUCCGGGCUCUUGGCAGAGAUAUUUCCCCGGACCAUGUCUUAGGUCUGCGGGUUGUCACGGAAGACUACCUUUGCAGACCUGAAGACAAUGUCUACAACAUUGACUUUACACGUUUUAAAAUCAGAGAUCUCGAGACUGGCACAGUCCUGUUUGAGAUCGCCAAACCCCCGAACAGCGGUCCUGUGGAGACCGAAGAUGAGAGUGGAGACGUAGACACCAGCGCAGGACGUUUUGUCAGAUACCAGUUCACACCAGCCUUCCUAAAGCUGCGCACUGUCGGUGCAACCGUUGAGUUCACAGUCGGUGACCGCCCCAUUAACAGCUUUCGUAUGAUCGAGAGGCAUUACUUCCAGGGACGUCUUCUCAAGAAUUUUGACUUUGACUUUGGCUUUUGCAUACCCAACAGCCGCAACACGUGUGAGCACAUUUAUGAGUUUCCACAGCUUCCAGAAGACCUCAUUCGCCAAAUGGUGGAGCAUCCUUACGAGACCAAAUCAGACAGUUUCUACUUUGUGGACAAUAAACUCGUCAUGCACAACAAGGCAGACUAUGCCUACAACGGUGGGCUGUAAUAUCUGAAGGUUUCUUGGCGUCUCUGCUGGAAGGGGACACGUUGAGCCACAAAGCUCUCUUGACAACACCCAAAGAUUAGGUUAGUAAGAAUAUCAUGUACUGAAAUACAGAAAAUGUUAGUUAAUGUUUAUUUCAUCUAACAUUUGCAAGCGAGAGUUGUGUUUCCUUUAUAGCAAUUAGAUAUUUCCCAGUGUUAGUUAAAGAUGAUUAUGUAGCAUGAGUUGGUUUUGUUUUUUCUUUCCAAGUUUGCUUUUUUUCCUUAGAUAUAACAUGAGACUGUUUGUGUCAGAUAAAGCAUCCAUUUUCAUAGCACAUUUAUAUGUUUAUCAGGACAUCUCUUAAUCCAGCACUCUUCCAUGGUCUUCAUGAUUUCAGAUGCCAUAUUCAUCUGGCUAAAAUAUGUUCAACGUGGCUUCAUUUGCUUUUACCCCUGUUCAUUUUAAUAUAAUGUGGGGUGCAAGAAAAAGACAAGAUUGUUAUUAAAUUUAACUUACAGUUCCCUGUCCUCUGUUUGUUCUGACUUUUUUAACACACUCCAGUGUGGUUACAUUGUUAUUCAAUCCCCUGAAAUCUGUCUUCCUGGAUUAUUUAGCAUGGCAACACUGUGAAUCUUUUGUUUAAAACCUAAGUUUGACCAUAAUUGUAUUAUAGGUUUAACCAAUGACUUAGUCAGUAUUCUGAUGCUUUCUGUUAGGUUCACAGUUUCCUGAUAAAAUACCAGAUUAGCGCACAACUUGCCCAUAUAGACAGAUGUAGCCUGAUAGUUUCUCUAUUUUUAAUGAAGUACUAGGGCACAGGCAUAGAUGAGGUAGAUCUGUAUUCACAGAAGCACUGCUCAGUUGAGACUCCUUUUUAGCCUAUUUUACACCUUUGCAAUGUAAUGUGACUUUCUACAACAGUCCUGCAGUAAGUCCUGUUACAAUUAAGCUAUCCUUUGUAGAAGAGGGGUUGAUUUCCUGAGAUGACUGUUUACUGUGGUGCUGUUAAUUUUGUUUCCACUUCUACUGGAAGGUGCAUCUAAAAUGCCUAUAAUUAAUUGAAAAUGGCACAAUUUAAUGUAAUUUCCACAUAAAUAAAGCAGGGAGUAAUUGUAAAAGCCUGUUAAUGGGCAGCGUUGUUGAAAGGUUGUUUGGAAAUUUUAAUUUAAAUCAUGUUUAUUGCAGUGUGGAAAUAAUUUUUUCAACACAAAUUACCAAUGCCAACUCUUGCUGUUCUUUGUAACAUUGCUUCCAUGUGCCUGAAAUCCUGGUGUUGAUUUUACUUUUCUUUUUAACGUAAGAAACUCCUGUUUUUCUGUAACCAGUUAAAAAAGCACAGCAUCAGGCAGAAGUGAAGUACACCAUCUUACAGUACUGUUCUUGAAUAAAAUGGGUUGUUUUCCAGCCUUGGUUAAGACA
Melanotaenia boesemani (Boeseman's rainbowfish) is the source of this 2328-nucleotide messenger RNA. It is a transcript of the gene unc119b, whose product is annotated as unc-119 homolog 1. Gene Ontology annotation, molecular function: lipid binding. Lineage: Eukaryota; Metazoa; Chordata; Actinopteri; Atheriniformes; Melanotaeniidae. The record is from RefSeq and is a predicted model, not a curated record. The coding region runs from base 187 to 930 and encodes 247 amino acids. The transcript has 6 exons. Gene Ontology annotation, cellular component: cilium. Gene Ontology annotation, biological process: lipoprotein transport; nervous system development; cilium assembly.